This is a messenger RNA of Emiliania huxleyi CCMP1516, 579 nucleotides long. RefSeq lists its product as hypothetical. The coding region runs from base 1 to 579 and encodes 192 amino acids. The record is from RefSeq and is a predicted model, not a curated record. The transcript is spliced from 3 exons. NCBI's taxonomy places the organism in Eukaryota, Haptophyta, Isochrysidales, Noelaerhabdaceae.
AUGGCGCGACGCAGCGCGGCGAGCUGGGCUGGCCUUUUGCAGGGGCAGCGCCAGCUGCUGACGGCGAUGGGUGGGCACGCCGACUCGGCUGGGCCAUCGCUCGAGCAGAGGACGACCUCCUCGAUGUGCGAGAGGAGCACAGUCAGCCUCUGGUCGGAGGCGAGGGACUUGGCGAUGAUAACGUCGGCAGCAUGCGCGGCUGGCAUGGCCGGCGCGCUGCUCGGGGGGCAAGCCGUCAUGAGCCGCUGUCGCCGCGCAGAUCGGCGCGAGCAGUCGCUCGAGGGGCUCUACUGGCUGGCGGUGCUCAAGGGGAAGGCGUACACGCUGGCCGAGGACACGGUCGUCAACACUGACACCAUCCCCGCGGGCUAUCUCGUGGUCAAGGCGCAUUGGCUCAGGCUCGAGCAACGCGAGUGCGAGGGCAAGCUUCGCUCCUACACGCUGCUCGAGGCCGAGACGCUCAUCAUCGUGAAUCACAUGGUGCGGCUGGCGGGCUUGCGCUUCUCGCCCGGCCCGGGCGGCCCUGCGGACCGCCAGCUGAGGAGCGCGCGCGAGAAGCUCUUUUAUAUUGGCCUAUAG